This is a messenger RNA of Enterospora canceri, 1059 nucleotides long. The record is from the annotation of a GenBank genome assembly. Lineage: Eukaryota; Fungi; Microsporidia; Enterocytozoonidae.
AUGUCUAAAAUUCACAGAGGUGACUUGAGUUAUUCGAAAGUGUACAAGAACAUGGAUUUAAAUAAGGAUUUAGGUGUAAAUUGGGAAGAAGCAGAAGGAGAUAACGGUAGUGGUGGAAAGAGAGUCAAGAAAGUGGAAAUAUGCACAGAACCAGAGCCAUUAAAGUAUAUGGUUGAUGAAUUCGAUCUAAAAUUCAUAAAAGAGUCUGAAAUGACUGAGAAUGAAUUCGUAGAAGAAAUUAAAGGAAUAGAACAGGAAUAUGCCACAUAUUUAAAGAAGAAAAUGGACAAGAUUACACUUCUAGAAGCAAACGGUUAUUGUGACAUCUGUGGAUAUUCAGAUGAUUCCAAUGAAAACAAGAUGGUUGUUUGCCAGGGAUGUGGCAUACCAGUGCACCAGAGCUGUUAUGGAGUAGGAGAAUUCACUAAGGCGUGGCUAUGCAAGAAGUGUGAAGAAGGUGAAUUUGAUUCAGUUUGUGGAUUCUGUACAGAAAAAGAUGGAAUUUUGAAGAAAACAGACCAGAAUGAAUGGAUACAUGCUAUUUGUGCUAUUUGCAAUCCAACAAUAUGUUUUCUGAAUGACACGCUCAAAGAACCCGUUGAUAUGACAAAUUACGAACCAGUCAAUGGAAAAUGUGUUUUAUGCAAGAAGAAAUCAAACGAUCUAAUGGAAUGCAGCUUUCUAGGAUGCGAGAAUGCAUUCCAUGUAACGUGUGCGUGUGGAUUACUGUACAUUGACAUCGACAAUAGCACAAUCUAUUGCAAAAAGCACUUUCCAAUUAAAGACCCAACUGAAAUCAAUAGCAGGAAAGAAACAAAUGAGAUGAAAGACGGCUACAGAAAAAUGAAAGAUGAGAUCUAUGAGAGAGAUGACAUGCGACUGAAUGCGAUCAUUGAAACGGAAUAUUCACAGUUGGUUAAAACCAGUCUGAAUGAAUUCAAGACAGAAUGUUCGAAUACGAAAUUAGUAGAAUAUUACAAAUCAAAGCAGAUGAAUAUUGGUAGAUCAGCCAUCGAUUAUUAUCAGUGUGCUAAUGCAUUUAGAGAAGCAUUCAAAUAA